UCCGGCCCUGCACGUGGCGCAGAGAAAGCAGAUGCUUUACGUGCGCCGUAUGGUCAAGCUCGACGGGAGAUGUUGGCAACGGAGUAGCUCACCGUGUUCGUGAUCGUGCAGCGGAUCCCGUGGUGGUGUCGAGGAGGGAGGGAGAUGUGCGAGUGCAAGAUGGGGGGAGGAGGCGGCGCGGGAUCGGGACCACGAGCCGAAGGACGACAGGCGGAUUCGCUGAUGUCACUCGGUCGGCGUCCGAUGGAGUAGACGGAGGCGGAGGAAGAAUACACGGAUCUCGUCUCUGGCUGCCACUUUCAAUCCCCUCGCCACCGAAGCGAAACGAGAACGGAAACGGAAACGGAAGUCGUUGGAUAAGCGUCACGCGAUGAUGCUACUGGUCGAGCUCUCGCUCCUCUGCGCCGCCGUCGCCUCCGCUUCGGACGGCGGUGGCGGCAGCCGGAGGGUCCUCCACCAGCCGCUGUACCCCGUCCAGUGGACACCCCCGCCGCCGCCACAGGAAUUCUUGGACCCGCCUCCGGACACCUCUGAAGCGGCCGCCACCUCCUCCGGGCCAUCCGCAUCGUCGGCGUCCAAGAAGGUCGUCGCUGUCGCGGCGUCCGCCUCCGGGGUCGCCCUCGUGGUUCUGGUUUUGUUGGGGUUGUUCUUGUACCGACUCCGGAGGGCUGAUAGGUCACCGGACGCCGGGAAGGUCAUGGGCCGAGAUGAUAGCGGCGGCCGGUGGGAAGGCCGGCCCGCCUCUUCCGAGGCGGCGCAGGACUUGCUCUACCCCGGUACCACGGACAUGGUGUCUACGGAGGCUUCGGGGUGGCGGCAGGGCAGCGAAUCCAACGGAUCGCCCUAUCGGAAACUCGGGUUGGAGCGGAUGCUGGAAAUGCAUCAUCCGAGCCCCGAGCUCCAGCCGCUUCCUUCGUUGACCGCGACGGCUUCGCGGGAGUUGAUCGUUCCUCUGUCGAUGGCGUCCUCUGAUGAGGACACCUUCUAUACUGCGCAGCGGUCGUUGGCGUCCGCCACUAGCGAGAGCCCAGGUAGCCCAGUCUCGCGGCGGAGCCUCCCGAGUAUGAGCAGCGGCGGGAAGGAGUUCUUGGUUUUGGCGGCGGCGGAGGCGGACUCUGCUCCUCGCUCCAUGCAGCUCACUACUUACUCGAAAGCUGAAGUCAGACAGAUAAUCCCACCAAUGAAACAACAACCUCCACCACCGGCGCCGCCCCCUCCACCACCUCCUCCCACGAUAGACAAAUUCACCAGAAAUCCACGACCCCCUCCGCCACCGCCGCCGCCGCCACCACCUGUCGAAGCCGUGGAGCAAGACGAACAGCCAAUUAAAGCUCCUGUGGCACCAAUUGCGCCAUUUUCCAGGCGUCGAUUGCUGAAUCCUCUUCCUCCUGAAGCAGCACGGUUCAACAUACCACUUCCUCCUGCGAAGGUCGGCAACGAAGUCGCUAGUUCUUCACGGCAAAUUGAAGAGGCGAGGGAGGAUUUGGAGGGUGAUGCAAAGCCCAAGUUGAAGCCUCUACACUGGGACAAAGUUAGAGCGAGCUCCGAUCGAGCAAUGGUCUGGGACCAAUUGAAAUCAAGCUCAUUUCAAGUGAAUGAGGAUGUGAUUCAGACGCUGUUUGUCAACAACACCACAGCUUCUGUUCCUAAAGAUGCAAGCAGAAGACAGGGAAUUCUGCCAUUCAAGUGGGAGAACAGAGUGUUAGAUCCGAAGAAGUCGCAGAAUAUUGCAAUACUCUUGAAGGCAUUGAAAGUGACAACAGAUGAGGUCUCCGAAGCACUAUUGGAUGGUAAUCCCGAGUGUUUAGGAGCUGAGCUUUUGGAAACUUUGGUUAAGAUGGCACCGACUAAGGAGGAAGAACUAAGAUUACGUGGCUACACAGGUGACGUUUCUAAGCUAGGUUCGGCCGAGCGCUUUCUAAAAGCAGUGUUGGACAUACCAUUUGCCUUCAAAAGAGUUGAUGCACUGCUCUACAGAGCUACUUUUGAGACAGAAGUCAACUAUCUAACGAAAUCUUUUGAGACCUUAGAGGCAGCAUGUGAAGAUCUAAGAAGCAGUGGACUAUUCCGUAAGCUCUUGGAAGCUGUUCUGAGGACUGGAAACAGGAUGAAUGUGGGAACCAACCGCGGUCAGGCGAAAGCCUUCAAGCUAGAUACUCUUCUAAAACUCGCAGAUGUGGAAGGGACUGAUGGAAAAACCACACUUCUGCAUUUUGUCAUGCAAGAGAUCAUGCGGUCGGAAGGAUCAGGUACUGAACCAACAGCAGAGAGUCUCUCUGACAAGGUCAGAGAAGAACAAUUCAAGAAACAAGGCUUGAAAGUGGUGGCUGGGUUGAGCAGUGAACUCGGAAAUGUCAGGAAGGCAGCUGGAAUGGACUCGGAUGUGCUCAGUGGUUAUGUCUCCAAGCUAGAAAUUGGGCUUGAGAAGAUAAGGUCAGUUUUACAGCUUGCAAAAUCAUGCACACAAGGUAUGAAUUUUUAUGAGUUGAUGAAGAAAUUUCUUGAAGAGGCCGAAAGGGAGAUUGAUCGUGUUAAGGUCGAGGAAAAGAGGGUGAUGAGCCUAGUAAAGGAGACUACGGAAUACUUUCAUGGGAAUGCAGCAAAGGAGGAAGCCCACCCUCUCAGAAUAUUUACGGUGGUAAGGGACUUCCUCUCAGUGCUAGAUAAUGUCUGCAAGGAAGUGGGCAUGUUGCACGAGAGGACGGUAGUCGGAUCAGCUAGGUCCUUCCAUACAUCUGCAAGUGCUUUGCGUCCAGUCCUCCGACGGUGGGGUCAAGAUGCCAAUUCAGAUGAGGACAGUUCAUAAAACCAUGAGAGAUGAUCAACUUAUGUUUCUCGAUCGUAUGCGAAGACAAUCGGGUGAUAAGGAAUGCAGUAAUCUGGCAAUCGAAAAGGUGACCAAAGCAGGUGAAAAAUAAGUUAAAAUUGGCAGGCACAAUAUAUACAGAAGAAUAAGCGAUGCCUUUUGAGGAAGGCAUCAUCGUAACGUAUAUUACAUAGAUCGAAGUUUACAGGAGCAGAGAGUAUCAUCAGAGGAUAGAUUAGGGUUUGAUCUACUUGCCAAAUGAUAGAAAUAUAGAACUUUGUGUUUUGUUUCUUGUACAGGUCUCUUCUCUUCGAUAGUUGUAUCACAUACUUCUCUUCUUGCCUAUACGUUUUGAGUUGGAGAGCGAGAGGAUCAUCUCUCUCUAUGUAAAUCUUACAGUGAAGAGAAAAGGAAGCCUCCUGUUCU
Messenger RNA from Musa acuminata subsp. malaccensis (wild Malaysian banana), 3232 nucleotides. Its product is annotated as formin-like protein 8. Gene Ontology annotation, biological process: actin nucleation; actin cytoskeleton organization. The record is from RefSeq and is a predicted model, not a curated record. Gene Ontology annotation, molecular function: actin filament binding. Lineage: Eukaryota; Viridiplantae; Streptophyta; Magnoliopsida; Zingiberales; Musaceae.